Molecule: messenger RNA, 639 nt
Organism: Penicillium expansum
Lineage: Eukaryota; Fungi; Ascomycota; Eurotiomycetes; Eurotiales; Aspergillaceae
Exons: 1
Coding region: 1-639 (212 amino acids)
Source: RefSeq, a predicted model, not a curated record
AUGCAGUACAAGUCUUUCACAGCCCUCUUCUUCGCCAGUAUGGCUAUGGCCGCCCCGGCCGACACCAACUCCGAUCUUGAAUCCACAGAAGACAGCCUCUCGGAUAUCAUUCCCCCCUCCAUUGCCGUGGUUCUCGCAACCGCCGUCCCAACCUCAUUCUGGGCCGAAGCCACCAACACCGCCGAUUUCCUUUCCCAAGUCGAGCAAGGCAUUGUCUCUAACUCCUGGCCAACCUGGUACAGCAGCCUUCCGGACAGUGUGAAGGAGUACGUGACCACUGCGGUUGAGGGGUACUAUCCUUCCUUCGCAUCGUCCAUCUCCGCCGAGAUCACAAGCUCCGGUGCCAGCAGCUCUAGCCCCAGCACUGCCUCUGUCACCUCCACCAGCAUUUCUAGCUCUGGUGCAUCUUCCUCUGACGCUUCAUCCUCCGACGCUUCGUCUUCUACCGAUUCGUCUUCUGCCACGGACUCAUCUUCCUCCUCUACUGCCACCGGUUCGGAUGCUGCUUCGUCUUCGGCUUCGGCUUCGGCAUCCGGCUCUGCUUCAUCAACCACUUCUGAUGAUGGUGCGGCCCCUACUGGUAUCGCUAUGAGCCUUGCUGGAGCUGCUGGUGUUCUGGGUCUUGCUCUCGCCCUGUAA